AUGGACGCCGCAAGCACGCACCCACUUGGAGGUCGCCCCGGUAGCUGCACCGGAGGUGGUGUUGGCAGCGCUGGUGGUGGUGGUGGCGGUGGAGGUGGAAGAAUGCCAGGAGGAGCAGCAGGCAGUUCAAGUCCGCAACAGUUCUGCCUUCGAUGGCACAAUCAUCAGGCGAGUCUACUUAGUUCGCUACCGUUACUGCUCGACCAGUCACACCUGACCGAUGUAACGCUCAUGGCGGAGGGACAGAAAAUCAAGGCGCAUCGCGUCGUGCUGAGCGCUUGCAGUACGUUCUUCUCCGAGCUGUUCCGCACACUCGAUGGCGCACAGUACCCGGUGGUGGUGUUGCCCGGUGCGUCCUACCAUGCGGUGGCCGCACUGAUAACCUUCAUGUACUCGGGCGAGGUGAACGUGUACGAAGCGCAAAUAUCCGUCCUGCUAUCGCUGGCCGAAACGCUGGGCAUCAAAGGAUUGGCCGACUUCAACAGUAACCCCAACAAAUCGAGCACUCCCUCGACGGACGCGUCAUCGUCGAGGGAUUCGGACGUACCUUCACCAUACCAUUCAAUGAAAGUGUCCUCGCCGGUGGACAAUUUCUUCGCCCGACCGUACGCGUUCGGUUCGGACAUGUUUGAAAUGCGAAACAAUGCACAGGCACUCAAUCUGAUCACCAACCCUGGAGGGUCGAACGGCGGCUCGAACGGUGGUGCCAGUGGAGCGAACCAUCCGACCGAUGGCUACUCGGCCAACUCCAGUAACGGCAGCUCAACCGGCGCUUGCAACACAAUCGCGGGAAGUCUCGCCUCCAAGUCAUUAACCUCCAGUGAUCUUUAUGCACGGUUCGAGGCCGAACGUAACGAGCAACUGUCCGCGGAAACGCUGUGCAAGAUGACCGAACUCAAUCUGCACGCCGAAAGCGCCUUGCUCAAGGAGAAACAGCAUCACCUGCAUCGUGCUAGCACGCCGAUCCGAUCGGCUUACGCCCACCAACAGCAGCACCACCAGUCCGCUGGUGGCGAGGGUCGUUCGCUCGUCGAUUCGGCCAUGUUUGGGAACUUUGGCAAUGAGAACGCUCGGGACUGCAAACUACCGAAUGGUCCGCUGCUGUUGGGCAUGAAGCUGAAGGAGGAAGAUCUCUCCGACAGCAUCCACCAGCUGAACCAGCAAUCGUACGGUUCCGUACCGUCAACGCCGACUCCACAGACGCCGGGACUGGACGAUGCGGGCCGUGUCACGCAAGCAACCACCACGCGCAAAGCGCUCAGCACGCAGGAUACGGCCACCAACAAGCGGAAAAAGUUGGAACAAAUCACGGAAAAUCUGCUGGAAACGCUCAAACAGUCGUCCGAAGGUGGCAAGCUGCCGUUACAUCUGUUCAGCAAACCCCCCACCGUAACGCCCGUCAGCAACACGCCGAAUCCGUACCUUGCCCAUCACUUCCUCACGAACGAAAGUGCCUCCAAGACGCCGGAGAACUUCAGCCUGGAGUCGUCCCAUCCGAAUGCCGCUUGCAACACGAACACGCGCGCCUCCCCGAUCGCUACGGCCACUUCGAUCGGGACGGCCGCUUCGCCUACCACAACACCCGGUUCGCUACUCGCGCUGGCGCCCUCACCCGGCAGUGCUAACGAGAAUCUCAUCAAAACGCUUCACAUUACGCAUCCGUCGCAGGUGGUCGCCCUGCAGCAGCAAUCACCGCAGGUACCGUCCACACAGAAGCCGCCAUCGUCGAAGCUGUACGCCACGUGCGUCAUCUGCAACAAGCAGCUGAGCAACCAGUACAAUCUGCGCGUUCACUUGGAAACUCAUCAGAAUGUCCGCUACGCUUGCCAGGUGUGUUCGCAUGUGUCGCGGAGCAAGGACGCGCUGCGAAAGCAUGUGUCCUAUCGCCAUCCGGGUACGCCGAGUCCCUGCGAUCCCGACACGAAGCGGAAGCGCUCGAAGGGCACCUCGUACAGCCAGCUCGCCAAGCAGGAUGGACUUGCUGAGCAACAGGCCGCGGCACUGCUAAGCCAUCAGCAGCAGCAACAGCAGCAACAGGCCAGCAAUUUGCUUGCCAACCUAACCUCGCAGGGUCCGCUGCCAUCGUUGUUGCAGACCUUUGCGGCACACCACAAAUCGGCCGCUCUGCUUUUCAACCAGACCGCUUCAGUGGCGGCACUAGCGCAGUCGGCAACAUCCUCGACCGCAGCCACAUCAGCAACCGAACCGACUGGGUCGCCGGGCAGUGUUCCGUCCACCGGUAUCAAGCGCGAACCAACCGGCAGUGAGUCGGGAGCGCAAAAAGCCGACGGCAAGUCGAAUGAUUCGAAAACGGAUGACGCAACAGUGACCAAACAAUCUGACAAAGACAUUUAA
Molecule: messenger RNA, 2355 nt
Organism: Anopheles marshallii
Lineage: Eukaryota; Metazoa; Arthropoda; Insecta; Diptera; Culicidae
Product: protein abrupt
Exons: 4
Coding region: 1-2355 (784 amino acids)
Biological process (GO): regulation of transcription by RNA polymerase II
Cellular component (GO): nucleus
Molecular function (GO): protein binding
Source: RefSeq, a predicted model, not a curated record